This is a messenger RNA of Lymnaea stagnalis (great pond snail), 19543 nucleotides long. The record is from the annotation of a GenBank genome assembly. Lineage: Eukaryota; Metazoa; Mollusca; Gastropoda; Lymnaeidae.
CUCUCUGUGUUUACAAAUGAUGAAACGUGGCUGUAACAAAACAUGUAAUGAGACGCUAAAAUUUUUCGCUUCUUUAGUCACGGGUAUACUUCGUAAAAACAUGACGCUUUUAUGAAUUUAAUGAAACUUAGUAGUUAAUAAUCACUGUUCUUUCAGAAUAAAUUUAAUAUGCAGGUAUGCUUGUUAAGUUUGUUUUUAACUAGUACUUUUACUUUACUUUAAGUUACUUAUACUUAGUACAGACUAGUGGGUGAACAGUUAAGUACGUAGUAUGUAGUAGUUAGUAGUAGUAUUGCUACUUAGCACAGUCAUUCAUUGUGACUUAGUUAUUGUUAGUUUAGUGGGCCUUCUAGUAGAGUUACACUGAUUAACUAACUCAGUUAGACUUAAAACUAGUAUAGGUGGUUAAGUUGUGAAAAGUUUAAGACUUUUUCUUAAGACUCAUUUUACAUUUAUGUCAAGAACUGUGGGAAGUGAAGUAAUAAAAAUUUGUGUCUUUUUUUGAAAGAGCUAUAAAAAGUUUUUAAAAAUAUAUUAUUUUUCAUUUCUAGGUUUCAAUGAUAAUCACUUUAAUCAGUGCAGAUCACUUAAUUGUGAAAAGGCUAGUUGUCAUUCAUUGCUAAUUGUAAAUGAAAAUGUCAUUAAAAUGUGUCCAGUCUAAUUCUAAUUCAUUCAUUUUUAUUAGUCACUCACUAGUAAUUAGUCAUUACAUUUUCAAUACUGAUUGAUGAUUGAUAACACUCACAGUUACAGAAGUUAGAAGACUAAUGAUGAUAGUGGACUAACUAAUAAUUAUUCCAGAAUAAAACAAUGAGUCUUUGAAUGAGUAAAAAGGCUAAUUUAUGAAGGCCUAUUAUCAUAUUUUUAUUAUUAGCCUAUAAUAAUGGCCUAUAAGUAAUAUUAAAAUUAACUUUCAUGUGAAGUUAACUCUGGACAGCCUUGGUCAAGACCAUAGGCAAAGGGGCCAUCAUGUGUCGGGGGUGGUGAUGGCUUUCCCUUGAAUUUUUUAAUGAUUUGUGACAUUGACAAAUUUUUAUUUUAGUGGAGUGGGGGGGUGUAAAGAAAUUGCCCAACAAUGCAUGGACAAGCCAUUAUUUUAUAAUUGAAGUAACUGGGUGGGGCGAGUUGAGCCCUAUGCCUAUGCAUUGAUUAUUAUGAAUAAUUGGUAUUUGAGAGGGCUAAAUUUAUUAUUGUGAUAGUGAUAAUAAGCAAUAGCAACACUUCUUGUUUACUCCCAUAUGCAUACAAGAUACAAAACCUGUUGUCAUUAGAUUUCAACUUAAUUAAUAUAGAAAAAUGUCUAAUAGUUAAAAAUACCGGUAGCCAUUACUGUGGUGGGCAGUUUUGAAAAAAACAGACUCACCUGAGACUGUGCAAAAGCCAUUUCAGUUUGUCAGUGGGUUAUCCAGUACAUUUGAGAGGUGCGAUAAAGUGCAAUGAUCAAUUUUGCACUCUGCCCUAUUGUCUUAUGUUUUGUUAAUCAGACAUAAAUAAGGUCCUUUUUGCAUGCAAGAUUAAAAUUCAUGUAUUAGUGAAUUAUUUUCAAGUGAAUAAGUCAUAUUUAUUUGUCAAUAAUAUAUUUUUACCAAAAUAUCAUUGAGUUAGGCAGGACUAUUCACCUCUGCACUUUUCAGACUAACAAACAGUUAUGCAUGAUCCCAUCUCACUGCAUAAAAAUACAAAUCACAUUUUUAUUUAUUUGAAACUAAAUGCAUGACUUAACAAUUAUUAAAGUAGUUAUUUUAAAUUUAUUAUGUGAUAAUAAAACAGUAAAAAAUGAAAGUAACAAAAUUGGGUCACCAAAUGAGGCGUGCAGUUCAUAGUAAGAAAAAUUAUGUAACCAUUGCGCACUAUCCUUUCACUUUUUGCCAUAUGCAACACAGGCCUUUUAAAUUAUUUGUUAAGAGACUGUGGUAAGGGAAAUGUUUUCCGACUGCGAUUCCAUUUCUGAGGGCUAAAUUUUUUAUGAGCAUGUCUCAUGUUCAUAUGCUGAGCUCUUCCUGUUUCUACAAGUGGGAGGUAUUUUGUAUUCAACAAUAAAUGCUUAUGUUCCCAUCCUAUUAUUUACUAUGAUAUUCUAUAAAAGUUGAAGAGAUAUUUCAUUUGUGAUUUGAAUUUGUUUAAGAUUGGCUUAUUUAUUUUUGCAAUCUAUCCACAGUAAAUAAAAAUGGAUGACAUGGCACUACAAGGUUUAGCUUCUUUGGCCAUGGCCCCUGAUGCUGAAUCUCAAAAUAGAGUAGGCCUAAAUGUUGUUAAAAUAAAAGGAUAUCAUUAAAAAAUGUCAUGAGGCUAACAAUUAAGUAUUUUCAGGGAUUUGAUUUAACCUGGUUACAUUACUGUGAGUGUUUUACACAGCACUAAAUAUCUUAAAAUCCAAUAGGCUUCUUUGUAAAUCAAUAUUUAGCAACUUGCCCAAUUAUUAAAUAAAGUGAAAUUAUACAUCAUGUGGUUAGCAUUGUUUCUGAAAUAAAAGUUUUCAUAAAGAUUUUCUUUUUUUAAUUCACAGGCUGUACAUUUUGUGGAGCAGCUGAAACAGUCUGAAGAUGGUUGGAAGAUUUGUGCCCAUGGAUUUACUAGUGGAAACUAUCACCAGUUCGUAUUCAUCUGUUUCAAAGUUAUUAGAAAUUAGCAACAUACAUGUUUUAAACGUGCUCUUUAAUUAAAUUGAAUUUUGGAUUUUUGAUUGCCACUUUUCAUGAUCAUUAAAUGAAAAGUGUGAGGAACAGUUCAGUUAUGAUAUAAAUGUUUAUACAUUUUCAAAAUUCCAUUUAAAGUUUAAUUUACUUAAACUAAUAUGUUUAUUGUCUAACUCCUACAAAUCUCUAUGUAAUUCAAAAGUCCAAUUUGAAUCUCAUUAUAUAAAGCUUGUUCAUUAUUAUUCAUAAAUGUAUAUACUUAUACCAGUAUUAUGUGUAUAAUUGUUUGUUUGUUUUUUUUUGUUUUUUUUUAAAUUUCCUUUAGGAAUGACCAUGUUAAAUUCUUUUGUCUACAAGUUUGUGAGCACUAUGCGAAACAAAGGUACCUGUAAUUAAAGUUAAUUUCUACAACUGAUUUUAGAUAAUUAUUUUAUUUUAAUUUUAAAAUUAACAGAUAUAUUACUUAUAAAAUUAAAUUAUAAUCAGAUUAUCUUAAAACUUUUAAAAAAAAAUAUAAUAAUUUAAAAAAAAAAAAAGAUAAUCUGAUUAAUUUUUUUUUUUUUUUCAUGUUGAAGUGAAUAUUUAAAUAAAAUGAUAACUCACAACAAUGUGAAACUUUCACACAAGAAUUUUAAGUUCUUUAUUUCCUUACAGAUAUCAGCAUGCAAUGCCAGAAAAUGUCACAGCCAUGAAAGCUUUUCUCCUGUCUUGUCUAGAGUUGGAGGUCAGUAUUUACUGGAUUGUGAAAGAAUUUUUUUUAUUAAAGCUUUGAAACAAAUUGUGAAAUAUAUAAUGUCUCAUACUUACUCUUAACAACUAUUUGAGGCUUAACGCAGAGACACAUAAACAUUUGAGCAUGUAAGAAGUUCAUAUAUUUGCUAGAUUUUGACUGGGAGUUUGUUAUUAGACUUAUAUAAGAUAUUAAAGUUUAAACCUGGUCAUUUAUUUCCACAGUCAAAUGUUGCGACCCAGAGCAAACCUUUUAUUAGAAAUAAACUGGCACAGUUGAUUUCUCUAGUGUUUGUCCAUGACUUCCAGCAGAGGUGGCCAAUGUUUUUUGCAGACAUCAUGUCAACCCUGAGUCGUGGGCCCUGGGCUGUGGAUAUGUAUUUAAGAAUCCUAAUGGCUAUUGAUGCAGAGGUCGUUGACAGAGACAUAGCCCAUACAGCUGAGGUAAAACAAGAGGCAGUUUUGAACAGUUAAUUUUAAAAAUAAAUAAUCUGUAAAUAAGAAAGUAGUCAGUAGAGCCAAGAUGACAUUUUAACCGACCAAAACAAAACUGUUUAGUAGUUCGAAUAAAUAUUGUGUUGUUAGCAAAAUCUCAAUUAAAAAAAGAUCAUUGGAUUUGUUGUAAAAAUUUCAGAUUUUGUUUUGUUGAGAAGUAAAACCUAAACUCAGCCUAAAAUAACUUUUUAAUUCUUAUUUACAGCCUACCUUAGCUUUGUUUACUUUAUUUUUUGUCUGCUAGGAAGCACAGAGAAACAGCCUCAUAAAAGAUGCCAUGAGAGAAAGAUGUGUUAACGAUCUUGCAGAUUCUUGGUAUCAAAUUAUGGUAAGGUCUUCUACACCACUUGUCUGUUUUCAAAUAUUUGGCUAUACACCUAUAAUUAAUGUGCUAAAAAUCAGUUGCAAAAAAAAAUAAAAAAUUGAGCUUGUCGAAUUUAGACAUUACUGCUUUGCCUCAUUAUAAUAAAAGACAAGAUAUCUAUUGUAUCUAUUAUAAUUAUAUAUUAUGUGAAUGGCACAAGAUUUGUAAAAACCAUUCUAUUCAUCAUAUAUAAUAAGUCUCUAGGUUUGUACUUAUGGCUGUAAUACUGUGUUCAAUAGGCUCGAAAAAUAAAAUGCAAAGAAGUUAGGAAUAAUUAAGAUUCUUAUAAAGUGUGUAACCUGAAUGCAUGUAUUGUCCAGUAAAAUUUGUAGAUGGGAAGUUCACGCAUUGCUGCUGCAAUUGUUGGACCAUUUAUUUCUAGUUUCUCAAUAAUGUUAUCACCAGACUACCUAUGAGAUGACACAGUCAGAUUUGGUAUCAAUGUGCUUGGAAACUGUUGGACAUUAUGUCUCCUGGAUGGACAUUGGCUUCUUUGCCAAUGACAGGAUGGUGUCUCUUCUCCUGAGGUUUUUAAUGAAUGAAAGCCUGAGGGAGUUUUCUUGUGAUUGCAUUCAUGACAUCAUUAGUAAAGGCAUGGAACCGGUGGCGAAGACAUCCCUCAUUGAGUCUUUCAUGACAGUUCUAGAUUCAGCUGGUAUCUUUAAAAGCGAGGUAAUGAUUUAACUAUUUUUACAAUUUUAAGGUCCUAUGCAAUCAAGCGUGGUAUUAUUUUAUCAUUGUAAGGUAUUAUUUAUUUUAAUUACAAUUUUUAGUUUAUAGUUUCAUUUCUUAAAUCCUGAAUUUUUGUUAUGCCUGGGGACUGUUACUAGAAGUAAGCUGCUAUACUCGGCUUAGUAUUAAAUGGCAUCUUAUGUAUCAUCUUUUGAUGAGAAAGCAUGCGCUUAAACAUGUAAAUGCUCAUUUAGUUAUUAGAAAAGUGUUAUUUAAAUCUAUAAAUGUACAAUUUAAAAGGAUAUCCUCCAUAGGGUGAAGACAGUGAGUUUUUGUGCAAGUUGUCAAAGCUUAUAAAUGGCAUAGGACUUGGGCUCAUCUCUAGCUGGCAGAAGUAAGUGCUUGAGUGUUUUACUCACUUUUUUUUUCAAAGUUAUAUAAUUGAGCUUUAUGGCAUAAUGAAUGAAAAUCAGUUCAAUGUUUAAAUAAAUGGGAAGAUAAAAUUUCAUUUAUUUGGAUAAUUAUUUUUUAAAAUUUUAAAGCCUAUUGCUUUUAUAGAAAUCUUACAGUUAAACCCAUUUAAAUGCUGCUUUUUUAAAAUAGUGUGCUUUAUGCCAUAAAAUUCUUUUCCAAAUCACUUAACAUAUACAACACACUUUUUCUUGAAAAAUGUUUUUAAAAAAAACAUCUAAGCUAUAUUGAUCAAAAACAUUUUUAGGUUGUCCAAAAAUGGUGUCUGUAAAAACUCAGAAACAACUCUCAGAGCCCUAGAGGCCAAAGUGGCUUACAUGCUAAGAUUCCUGGGAGAUGAUGAUGAUGAUGUCUCCAGUGCUGUCAUUGAGUUUGCCACAGAAUACAUUGCUAUGAUGAAGACUUUGCCUUCUAUGAGUGUGGUCCAGAAAGGACAUAUAGAGGUAAACUACUGCUGUAACUCUUACACAUACAUUUUUGUUUAAUUCAUUAGGUUGACUGGGCAUGGGUGAUCUGAAUGCAUUUCUUUGUGUGGGGCUUGGGUCAAUGAAAAAUUAUUCAUUAAUAGUUAAAAAACAGUAAAACCCCACUAAAGUAAGUCACGAUGCAGUCACAUGUUUUAUGUUGUAUAUCUGGAGCAGGGGGGGUGGGUGUCCUAUAGUGUGAGAAAUAUAUGAAUCAAUUCUAUGCAUAUGUCAUUUGUAUUAAAAAUAAAAACUUGGAAGGAAAAAAAACCCAAUAACAUUUAAGAUGAAGAAAAGAUAUAUCCAACAUGGACUUAGUAGUAUUUCAAGGGGAAGUAUGGCUAAUGACAUGAUCAAUGUUUGGUUCCAUAUUUGACUCUGUUAGCCAGGCUGGCUAGAUUAAGGACCGCUGCAUGUCUGAAAUGGCCCGUGUAUGUCUGACAUGGCCCGUGUGCCAUGAGCACCCAUGAUCUAGAGCAGUGGUUCUCAACCUGUGGGUCGCGACCCUCUUUUGGUGUCGAACGACCCUUUCACAGGGGUCGCCUAAGACCAUCGGAAAAGACAUACUCUACAAUUAUGAAGAAGCAACGAAAAUAAUUUUGUGGUUGGGGGUCGCCACAACAUGAGGAACUGUAUGAAAGAAUCACGGCAUUAGGAAGGUUGAGAACCACUGAUCUAGAGCAUGCUACUACAUGUUGUUUAAGAAGGAAAAACUGGUUUAUUGUGUUUUAUGGACUAUAGCGCUAAUAUGUAUUUUUAUUUAUUUCUUGCAGGGUCUUCUCUUCACCAUCAUUAAAAAACUCAAAUAUGAUGAGUCAUAUCAGUUUGAAAAAGAGGUAAAUACAUUAUUAUCCAUGUCCUAUUUAAAAAAAAAAAAAAAAAUUAAUAUCAGGGGGAAAUAGUUAUUCGGAUCAUUAUUAUUCUGUGACUUAACCAAAUAUUUUCAUCAAACUUUAACAGAAUGACAAACAUAUACACACUAUCCUAUCUAAGAACUAGUUUUGUUAGCAUUAAUUGAAUUUUAAAAAUACUUAUUUUAAUUUUUUCCCUAAAUUUUACUAAAUCCAGGGAGAAGAAGAAGCAGAAUUUCAAGAAUACAGGAAACAAGUUCGGGUCAUAUUUAACAACAUUGCAAGCCUGGUAUGAUUAAAUAACUGUUAAAUUUUAAAACUAAAUGAUUAAUGGUCAAUUAAAAUGAUCACCGAGCUUUGGCAUUUUGAUCUCAGCUUGAUACCAGUAGGAAAAGGUUAUUCUGAGCCAGGGUAUUUUAAAAUUCUGUAAAUUAGCUGGUUCUUGUGUUAAGUAUUUAAUUAGUUCCAUUUGUGGUUUUUAUAUGUUGUUUGAUUCAUCCAUCCCUGUGAUGCUACAGCUAGCAAGUGCUUUUGGCUUGCCUCCUCAUUCCCUUCCAUUCACACCAAGUAGAUGCUUUCCUUUUUCAUGCUUGGAUUUCCAGCUGCUGUGGGUCUUUUCCACAUUAUCUAAUCUAUCCAUCUAAACCUAAAUCUGCUUGAGCUGCUCCCACUGGGGUUAUUUUUGUGUACCCUUUAUACUCCUCUCAUCAUUUGGCAUUCUUUCUACGUGCUCAGCCCAGCUGCUAUUUUAUUUCUGCUAUUAGCGUGGGAUCCUGUUAUAGUCCAUACAAUACAAAUUUGUUUAAUAUUAUAAUAAUACAUACUGAGGAUAGAUAGAAACUUUUCAAAUAGUAUUUGACAUUACUGCAUUUCAGGAUACACAGAUGAUACUAUUGCGUAUUCACGAGCUUGUGUCUCAAACAUUACCACGCUGGGAAUCCUUAGAUUUCAGAGAUGUAGAAAUAGCUAUAACUCUUUUGUACAGCCUUGGAGAAGCCAUCCCUGUAAGUUGCGUGUCAUUAAUUUUUUUUAGGGCAUUGAGUUAUGGAGGGAGUCUUAAACGGACAGAAAGUGUUUGACAUUACAUGGGAUUCAACUUCUGUAUGCCAGACCUGCUGUAGUCUUUAGACCAUUUGGAAUAUAGGCUAAUCAAUAGUUUUUUUGUUUUGUUUCUGAACUUCCUUUCAGAUUCCUAUUUAUUAUCAAAACUCCAUAUUCUAUCACAAUUUGGUAGGGUAUUGCUGUGUUCCUGCUUUUUGAAAAUUUAGUUUUCUUUGUUAAAAAUAAAAGUUAUAUUGAUUAGGAAAAUGUGUUGAAACUUAAAACUAUUUUAACAUAUGAAGAGUUGAUUUUCAAAACACGGUAUCCGCCAUUUUGAAAAAAAAAUGAGAUAACCGUGCAUUCUUGUAGAGCAAACCAGGUUGCCUUAGGGCAUGUUAAAGUUUAUUCACAAAACACAUUUUAUUCCUAUAUUAUUCUAUGUCUAAAAAUGAUUUUAUUUUCUAAACGCGGUGUGUAUUGUUUUUCUUUAUUAUCAAAAUGAUGUAUAUAUUACGGACCAAUCCGUGUGAUUGGCAAGCUACUUCUUUGGCAUUCUGCGCAUGCGCACUAAACGUCGCGAAGUGAAAGAACAAAAAACAUGGUGGAUUACGACGGCCUGGAUGAAAGAGUUGUUUGUACUAUAAAAUCUCAAAAAAGAAAGAAAAAAGCUAAACACAAGAAAAAGACAAAUCAUAUCGUCAUUUAAUCGGACGAAAGAUGCCCUCCAUUACGUGUAAUCACGAUAAAGGUUUCUGCAAGGUGAGUUACCUGUAACUUUUUAUCAAGCAUCAGUUUCUCAAUGGCUAAUUCUACUAAAAACUAAAAUGGGAGUAUUAUAAAUUUAUGUGUAUACCACAACAAUAACAUGCUUUUUACAUUUUAGUACCUAUUCUACAGAUACUAAUGUGUGAGUGUAAUUUUUAAAAAUGGUAUCACUUUAGUUGGGGUCAAAAUUAAAAAGCCAAUAAAUGCAUUUAACUUUUUAAAAAAUAUUCUAAUUCAAUCGUUCAUCAUUUUUUUAAACAUGAUUGAACAUUCAUAAUAAUAAUAAAAAAAAAAAAUAUUGAAUUUUUCAGGCAAGAGAAAUAACACAUGAAAACAUAAAGACAUGUCAUGCAGAACAGUAUUUCUUAUGCUGUGAAGGAGAAAAAAUACAAGUUGCCAGGCUUCAUUUUGUUCUGUAUUAUGUAAGUAUAUUUUUAGUGUAACCACGUAUUGUAUGGUAAAUACUUGAAAAAAGGCUGUUGGAGCAUAAUAAAUUCUAAGAUAAUUAUUUGAAUUUCUCUAACAUUAAAAUUUUUUUUUUGAUGAGGAGAAAGCCUUCAUUGAUGGGUAUUAUAUUAUAUUUAUACAUAAAGUUAUUGCUUCUGAAACUGUACCAUACACUUUCAAUGUAUUCUAUAAUGUAUUGUUAUAUUAUUAAAUAACCACUAAAGUUCAUUUUACAUUAUUAUGGGUCAUGGUUACUGGACAUCAGAAGUGUGUAGAAAAUGAAAAUAAAAAGUUGCUUUACAGAGUUAGUUGUGUUAUGUAUUACACAUUCAUUCUUUCACAUGCAGAGCCAGCCAUUACAGAAGAAAGGGUGCUUAAGGACAGAAAUAGUUGCCUCUAAUUUGAAUGUAAAUGAGAAGCAUCAACUUUUCCUGGAACAAAACCAAACUGCCAUUGAAGAUGCUGCACACUCUGAAUCAGACACUUCAUAAUUUUAUAUUUGUUGUUCUUCUAAAUGUAAAUAAAGUGAUUUGUGACUUGAACAUGAUCUUGUUUACUUUUGUUUAGAAUUCAGAUUUAUAAAAACAAAUCAUGCAAACUUAUUGCACUCUAAACAUUACACUAAUACAGGGGACUUCCCAGCAUUUAUAAUACUGUUCUGUUAAAAUAUAUCCAUAAGGAACAUUAAUCAUACACAAUUAUAUAUGAAUAUUAUACAAUUUAAUUUAAUUUUGGUAUGUAAGUGGUUUGUAAUUUAUAAACAAACUGAAAUAUUUGGUACUGGGAAUGUUAUCCUUUCAAAAUGGAUAUACAGCAUUUUGUCGCUCAGUAAAAGUUGGAUACAAAGCAUUUUGCAACAAAAUAAGAAAUUAAACCAAGUAAAAAAUACCAACAUUUUAAUGAACCUACAAUUCAAUUUUCAUCAUAAUCUAACUUAUAUUUUGAAUAUAUACCUAAAUUAACAAUUACUUUUCCGAAAAUUUGAGCCAUCGUUGUUUAGCAAAAAAAGUUGAAUAUCUCAAAACCCAAAAAAUGCAGAAAUAGCAUUUUGAAAAUCAACUCUUCAUAUUCACUUUAAUGACUUGUCUCUUUGUGGAGGCAUAAUAAUGUAAUUUCUUCAAUCCAGCACCUUGUUAUUAGCUCCAUGCCUUGUCUUAAUAAUGGUUUCCUUUUUAAAAGUAAAACACAUAAAUUAUUUUUUAGACAUGGCAAAUAUUUUUUUUUUUGUGUGGUUUAUUUACAGGCAUCUCAUGGCCAGCACUUUAGUGGUAACCCAGAAAAGGCAUCUGCCCUUCAAGACAUGAUGAGAACAGUAGGUUUUUGUGCUUAACAUUAUGAUGAUAAUUGAUAGCUAUAUAAUUUUAUUAUAUAUUUAAUUAAGUCCCUUGUUUAUAGACGCCCAAAUUUUUGUAUUAAAUAUUAAUAUGUUUCAUAUCUUCAUUCAGCUCAUCACUAGUCAAGUGAGCAGACAAGGUCAUUUUGCUGUACUUCUCCAGUUCUUUGAAACAGUUGUGCGCUAUGAUCGAUUUUUUGUCUGUGAACCUCAGCAUAUUCCAGAAGUUUUGGUAGAGUUAUUUGCCAUGUCAUGGAAAUGAAAUGUUUUAGAAUUUCAACUAAAUCUUAAAUAUCUUUUUUUUUUAUUUGGUUACUCUGAUAUAACAAUUAAAAUCAGUCAAAUGUUAUUCCGUGUUGCCAAGAGAGCUUGAGCAAGUUAGUCAUUCUUGCUUCCUGAUAUACUAUUCCUUAUUCUAAUCAAAUUGUCAUUAGAUGAGUCAUAAAGAUAAACAAGUUUUUAGUGUAUAUUAAAAAUGUUUAUUAGUAAGUUGUUAUAGAUUUAUGAGAAGCUUGAUAUUUCACAAAUAAUUUAACUUAAAUUUUUUAAAAUACUUCUCACUGUCCCAUUCCAUGUUAUCUUCUCACAAUAAAAGUGAAAAAUUCAAUAUUUUUAGAUGGCAUUUCUAGAUGAAAGGGGAUUACGGAAUAGUUCCCCUAAAGUCAGGAGUCGAGUGGCAUAUCUCUUCUUAAGAUUUGUGAAAAGCACCAAGUAAGACUAAAACAUAGGUUAUUUGAUUAAAGAAAAUUAAAAUAAACUUUCAUUGAAGUUGCCAUAACUCUUACAAAAUACACUAAAUUAAGUAAUUAACCCUACAGGACACUUUUUAAUUCUGGAUUUUUAUGUUAGACUAAGUCCUUUGGCAAACUGCAGCUUAAAAUAUGGUAAACUCUCAUAAAAAAUAUUUCAUAUCCAGCUGGAUGACACAAGCUUCACCUAUAAUAUGUGACCUAUUGAAGUUUCAAAAUAAAUCAGUAAUUUGUACAAGUGCUUGUCUUUUUUUAAAAACAUAUUCAGUUUUGUGUCUGCUAUUGAAUAUUUUGUCAGGUAGAGCUAGUCCCCAGGUUAAGUGCUACUAAUAUUUCUUGUGUCUCCCCUAACUAUAGUCUCUCCUGCCCCAGGACCCACAUGACCCCUUACCUUGAAGAUGUCCUGAAGCAGAUGCAGGAUCUACUCACUGUGAACAGCCCUGACAAUGGUCUCAGCCAUUCACUCUCAGACAGUGAUCAGCUUUUCAUCUAUGAGACUGCCAGCACUCUUGUAGUUUCCAGUUCUGUUGAGCCAGAAGUAAGCUAUUAUUAGAGCACAUAAUAAUGUCUUGUGAAUCAUUAAAACUUACAUUUUGACUCAAAAUUUAAAAGUAUAUAAUAGUGGCUGAUUUUCUUUGUGUUUCUUAAUUCAUUGAAAAUAUCUCAUUGUUACUUUUGUUUUAACUUGAAAAAUAAUUAGAAAGAUUUUGGAAAAUUGCACCUUUUUAUAUUCAUAUCACUGCAAAACAUAUUUUUAAAAAUAUAUACAUUUUUAAAUUUCUCAGUUAUAGUUAAUAAGUUUCAUAAUUUUAUCCAUGAUUCCUCCUUAGAAAAAACAAGUACUGAUGAAGCAGCUGUUGAUGCCAAUUGCCACCAAGUUCAAUGUGAUGCUGACAAAGCUGACAGAGGAACAAGAUGAGAAAAGGCAACAGGCUUACGCUGACUGCAUUCACAAUGCCAUUGCUCUGGCAAGGUAAAGAAGUGCUUUUCUUCACACACGUCUUGGGCAUUUAAAAAAAUAUAUUCAUAAGUUGAGUUAAAUUUCUUUUUGAAAUACAUUUUUUGGUUAUAUGUCAGGCUAUUUUGUUUUAUUGAGUUACACUAAAUAAUAACAAGGUUUUUAUAUGACUUUUAGUUUUGUAUCUGUGGCUUCUCUCAUGUGCGAUGCUCAUAAUUUUCCAUUCAGCUAUUCAUGGCCUGAAGGGGAAUAGUUUAAAAAAGUUUAUUUAUCUUUUAUCCACCUUUCUCAUUAAAAAGUUAAAAAUUGGAGGUAUUCAUCUUAAAGAGGCAAUGUUUGAUUUCUGAUUAGAAGAUGGUUUUUACUCUUAUUUAUUUCAGCCGAGCCAGUAAAGGAUUCUCUGGCCAACAAACUAUGAAACAGUGCGGUUGUGUGUCUGCGUUCACUGAGCUUCUAUCCAUUUUCCUUGCUGCUUUAGAAGUGACUAAUCAGAGGGCUUCCCUUCAGCAAGGUGUCAGGCAAUAUCUACAUAGAAUGGUAUGAUCAAUUUUUGCAAAAAAAUUUUUACCUAAAACAUAACAUUGACAAUCAUAAUGUUGUAUGUGUGCAUGAAUGUGAAGAUAUGCCAUAAAAUAUUUGCUACUAUGACAAAGAGCUUAAAUCCAAGAACAUUUAAAUCGUUAAUUAUAUGAUCAAUUUUGUGUGUCUUAGAAUUGUUUACAGGCAAUUUUACUGAAAUGUACUUUUGGAUUUUUCAAAAUGAUGGACUUGCUCAAAUUCAUUUUGUGAAUUUUCCUUUAUUAUAACAAAGAAAAAGUUACAUUUAACCCUUUCAUUACCCCUUGUUUUAAGCAACCAUGUUUGCUGACUCAACAAUUAAAUAACUGAAAGAUAAAACUUCCGGUAUUAUUUCAUUCUCUAUCUGAUUCGCUUAUUAACUUCUCUACAUAUUAACGAAUAAAGAAAUAUAGAGCAUUGAAAUAUGAAGUGGAUAUGACAUCCUUGGUAUUUUAGAAAAGUUCUUUGCAUCUUUGUUGUGACGUCCUCGGUAAUUGAAAGUGGGUGAUCGUAUCGUGACGUUGACGUCAUCGGUAACGAAAAGGUUUUAAAAAGUCGGUGUACCAUAUAGAUAUUUCUUAAAUGACUAUUUUUAAAAUCCAGGUUGUGUGCUUAGAGGAAGAAAUUAUGCCAUUCCUUCCCGAGGCCAUGGAGCGGUUGUUAAAGCAACCAGAUGCCAGGGAACUCUAUGACUUUUUACCCCUCGUCAACCAGAUUAUUAUGAAAUUUAAGGUCAGUCAUUGACAAAAGUUUUUAUUAUGAUAAAUUUAGUAAAUCAAGAUGUUCUUCUAAGGGAGAGUUUUUAGCUAUACUUAUACCUCUAUUUUGUUCCUAUAAGCUGUUUUAUGGAAUGCACUGAAAUAUUCUAUGUCAUUAUGUAUUUAUACAUCUUUUAAUAAUUUAUGUUUGAUUGGCUUAUACUUGAUAAAGAAAUGUUAAGUUUUUCUGCUUUUAUUUAAUGAACAUAUUAAGACAAGAAUACACCAAAAACGUAACUUUGUUAAAGCCUCUGUAUAAUACAUAGCCGUAUAAUUUUCUGUUAAGUUAAAGUAACACCACUGUCAUAUUUUAGCUAACCCUGUUUGAAGUUUUUCCCAAUAUUAUUCUUUAAUGACAGGCAAACAUCUCUCCAUUCCUUACACAAGUUUUCAUGCCUCUUGUCAUGACCAUAUACCAAGUUCUGAGCGCCCCCUCAGACCACAAUGACCAUUGCUCUGCCGAGGAGAAGAAACUUUUACAGAGGGGCUAUUUCUUGUUUCUGUCCACUAUUGUAUGCAACUGUUUGGAUGUCCUUAAAGCUCAAAGUGAGGAAAUAGUGUAGUGGUUAUUUUUUUCUUAAUGUUUUAAGUACUGAAGUAAGAUGUAAUAUAUGUAUCUAGUUAAGUGGGAAAUCAUUCCCGGUGUUUUGCAAACAGCAAAACCAAAAAGGAAAAAAAUGUUUAACCUGAAGUGUCCCCAGAACAUUGUUUUGUAUGUCUAUGGUUCAAUGGAGAGUCAUUAGUGCCAAAUUUAAAGGCCAGUUUUUAAAAGAGCCAUCUUUCUUAAAUGCAUAUCUAAUGAAAUAUAAUAUACCGGGACUAUUAAAUUGAACACUAACGGACAAGCAUCAGUUUUCUUGAUUGGAAUGUAAAUUAAUAUUGAUAAGGUUGUACCUUAAAAUAUUUAUCAAAAGAAUAAAAAAUUUUAAGCACUAACGAAAAGAUUACAUCUAAUAAAUAGUGUAAAUAUAAACUUUAAUAGAACUAUAUUAUUCUGGUCUUAAAUCUGCAGGCAUGGAGAACUUGAACCAAGUUCUAAUGUCUCUUAUUCAGGGUGCUGUGGAGCUGCCAGAUCCACAGGUAUGGCAGGGCUAUUGAUGUUUUUAAAAAUAAUAUUUCAUUAAACUCUAAAACCAUUCAUUUAGAUAAUUUUUUACUGCAUAACAUACAUUAUUACCUUGCAAAAUUUGGCCAGUUUCUCUAACCUUUUAUUAUAAUCAAUAUACAUCUGUUAUUUCUUACACCUUUAAGUUAAAGAAAAUGUUUGAAGUAUAUUGUUAUUAUUAAGAAGUAGAGAGAAUUAACACAGAUUUUAAUUGUUUUCUUCUUGUAUAUGGCAGAGUCAAAAGUGUUGCUUCUCCACUUUAAAGAAGCUGAUAGAGGUUUGGGGUAAGUCCAUUUUUAGUAUAUUUCACCUCUAGGCUAACAACUAAACAAUUACUCACCUAAUAUAAGAUAACAGAAGCACAUAAAAUGAAGUUUGUUGACAUCUUCACAUUUUAAUGUUUCAUGUGCUGCAAAAAGAUUGAAUGAAGAAAUCCUUAAUUAUGAAAAAGCAAUAAGUAAUAGACUGGUAUAAUACUAGUUAGGGUUUGUAUAUUUGAAAGGGUCUUAGUUAUUCCAACACAGUGUACUGCAUAGUGCAAAAAAGGUUUAAAUUAGUAUGGCACUUCCUUAUUCCUCAUGCUUUUCUGGCACCUGAUCUGCGGAUUAUAAAUAGGAGACAUGGAAAAUCUUUGGGGGUUUUUUUUCAUCCAAAACUUAAAGUUAUGAACCAUGAAAACAAUGACGACCACAUUCUGUAUUCACGUUUUUAAUGUGAGUUGUUACAUUUUUAAAAUAAAAUGCAGGUUGCAAAGAAGGAUUGCCUGGGUUUCCAGCAUUCAUUUACAAAGAGAUUGUACCUGCCUGUUUUAUGGCACCUAUGAAGCAAACAUUUGACUUAGCAGAUGGACAGACAACCCUGGUAUGUGAAAAAGCUCAAAUAACUGAGGCCAUGUUAAUAAUUAAUAACUCCAUUUAACAUUAGGGGAUCAGACUUAAUAUUUAUAAUGUUAAUUUUCAAGAUGAUUAUAAUUUAUACAGACUAGUAACCAUAGUAAAUAUUUCAGACUCCUUAUAAGGGGAUUAACAAUCUAUGUUGUUCUUGACCAGGUGCUUGGAGAGUGUGCUGCUUGUAUGCAGGAGGUGCUCCAACAGCGGGUAAUUAGAGUUUUAAAUGUUAAAAAGUUUAAAUGCUAAUUUGUUUUAUUUAUCUUAUGAUGGUUGUUUUUUUUUUAAGUUACACAAACAUGUUGUUUUUAAAAUAACUAUAUUAAUCAUUUAUUGAUUUUAAUUAUAUUUUAAUGGUGAUUAUAUUUGAUUGUCUUUAAGUAAUGUUUUUCACCUUUACUUUUAUAAUAGUGAUCAACAUGACCAUAAUUUUAAGAGGCAGUUAAAAAUGAAGAGAAUAAAUUUUAAGUUUUUUUAUUAUUAUAUGAUUUUUACAAAAUUAUGAAACAGAUCUAUUCAAAAAAAAGUAAUAAAAAUUUUUUUGUAUUCCACAGGGACAAGAAUUUUUAGAUUUCUUAAAAGGUGACUUCUUCCCAUCAAGGGGAAUUAACCAAGAAAGUGGCCAGGUAGGAAAGUUUCUUCAUCUUAUGUUUAUCUAAUCAAUGCAAAAGAAUAAAUUCAAUAGCAGUUUUUUACAAAUUUAGCAGUAUUUCUAUUGAAUUUAAGCAAUAUUAAAAUUUAAAAAUUGUAUUAAAUCAAAAGUAUCUGUAUAAAAGAGACUACUUGAGGUUUAUCAAGUACCUGUUAGUUAAGAAGUGUGGACGGCAGUUCUUUGCUUGGGGAAGGAUUUUGUUUUAAUGUUGUGGUUUAAAAUAUUUUUUUUUUACCUUUCUAGUGUUACAUCACAAACUUACAGACAGAUUUGAAGUCUUUCAGAUCUUGGUUGAAGGUAACAAAACACAUUUUUAAUCUACAUGAUUUUAAACUUUAUUUUUGACAUGCUUAUAGUCAAAUGUUAUUAAAUCUUAAGUUACAUUAUUUUUAAAUUAGAAACAUCCAGUUCUGAAAAAUAUAUCCAUGAAUCAAUUUUAAGUGAAUCAUCGUUUUCAAUGAUUUAAAUAAUGUUUAUUAAGCUUUAUUUUGCAUUAAAGGUGUUGACAAUAAUUUUUAUUAUAAAAAGUAUGUUUCUCAACAUUUAUAAUAAUAUAUGAUCACAACUGAAACUUGAUAACAAAUAUUUGUCAUCAGAUUUAUUCAAUGACGGGGGCUUUAAAAAUAAUUAUUCCGUGUCCUCAGUGUGGUUAUUUGAUAGUUAGAGAGAAUUGUCAAAGUAAUUUUUGUAAAUAUAUAAUUUCCAUUAAAUGUGUUAGUCUUAUCCUAGGUAUUGUGACAACAUGAACUUAUUAUUUUAUUGGUAAAAUUUAACACAUUUCAAUGUGUUUUUCUUUUCUCAGAAAUUCUUUUUACAGGCCAAGUCAUGACCCAGGGCAGCCUUAGACACUAAAGCAUUUUAAUAUUCAACCUUUGGCAUUGUUUUUGUCAAGAUGUAAAUAAGCAUUAAUUAAAUUAAUUUUGUUCUCAUUUAAAAACCAUCAUCUCAUCCCUGGACAUAUUACCAUCAUCACACAAAUUGAUUCAUAUCCAUCUUUGUCCGUAGUGACUUAUUCACAGUAUCAUUUAAGCUUCAUUUCUCGUGAGAUUCCUCAUUCACCAGUGAAUAUAUUUCUGAAACAUAAAUAACAUAAUCAAACAUUUGUUUAUAGGGCCACAUAAUAUGGCUCUAGAGCUGAAUUAUUCUUAGCAUAGAUAUAGAUGUAAAUGAUAAGUAUAAGCUUUUUUUCACUUGUCCUUGUUCAAUUUUAUAAUGUGUUUCAGUUUUAAAAUUGUAGCUAUUAAAACACUUAUAAGUCAUUAUGUUUAAUAAUAAAAAAAUAUCACAACUGUUAACACUAAAUUGGCAACUUAGGGGUUGACAGCAGUACAGCUAAACAAAAUCAAAGAUGAAAAGAUACAAAGUAUUAAAAGGAUUUGCUCUCCCUUUAAAACUUAAAUCCCACUUUUGUGAAAUCUUCUAAUAUUUUGCACAGUAAUCCAUGUUAGUUUAAUCUUUAUAGAUGGCAUGAAUGGUUUCAUCUGAUGUAUCUAUUAAUUGGGGUUGAAGAUGACAUAGCAUCACACAAGAGCUUGAAGAAUGCAUCACAUUUUAUCUCACAAUAUGUAAUAUAAUUACGUAAUUGUCUUAAUGAUAUUUGUCUUGUGCACAACUCUAACCACAAAUGAAGGUUAGACAUUUUUUUGAAGAAGUUAAUACAUUUUUUUUUUAAAGCCGUUUUUUUUUACCUAAUGUUAAAACAUUAGAGAAAAUGUCACAAAAAUGAACUUUAGAUAUGAAUGUUUGCUUUUUUGUCAUGGGCUGUAGCAACUCAAGUUAAGAAAAUGAUUGCUUUGUUUGAAAGAAUUUUUGAAGGUUUUACACAAAUAUAUGGUACUUUACUUAUAUUUUGUAUGAAAUGAUUGUUAGAUACAUAAUUUCUCAAAGAAGGGUCUUUAUAAAUAAAAAGAUCUGACACCUUAAUCGUAAACGAUUGUGAGACUGGCAUUUUUCCAUUUGGUUUGUUGGUUUCACUAAAAGACUUAUUUCAAUAAUCUUUUCCUAUUUCUAUCUUACCAACCCUCCUGUCAUUUCAUUUAUUGGAUCUGGUAUUAAACAUUAUGCGCUGCUCAAUACCCACUAGUCAUUUAAAUAUAGAAACAUUCAUAGGAUUUUGUUCAUUGUUUACAUCUUUCUUUCUUCAAAGCAAUGCCAAAGGGUAAUUAUAGUAGUGCUUUUUUUGUUCACACAUUUCAUGAAAUGUAACAAAGCUACUCAGAAUAUAAUUAUUAUUUCUUUUAAAAUUAAUUGCUUUGAAUGGCAAUUAUAAUGCGUUUUGGUCUAUGAUUUAUUUAAAUCCUGUGCAUUGCUUUAACUUUCAAUAUAAAGCCAUAAUACAGAAGCACAAGACCUCAGAAGAUUUGAGCGUCUUAGGCUUUGUGACUGUGAUCAAAGGUUGGUUGUAGAAGUGAUCUUCAUGGACCUGAUCCGGUUAUUAAUUAAAAAAAUUAUAAUUAACUAUCCGUUAUCUGUUGUUCCGAUGUCUUAAUUACAGUGACGAGAUGGUACAUUGAGUUAAAAGGGGUUUCUUUGAGUCAAUGAAAUAAUUAUUUAAUAUCCCAGUGAACAGUAUGUUUGAAGUAAUGGAGCGAGUUAUUUUCUUACAUAAAAUUAUAGCAAAUGGCAUUAGUGUGUAUGCAAUGCACAGAUGUUUUGACAUUGUGUUGUGAUAAAUCUGUUGUUUUUUUUCAUCUUAUUGGUAUGUUGAAAUAGAACCACAACUUUAGUCGAUUUGAGCCUGAACUAGGCAGUUUUGUUUUACUUACAAAAGUUAAUAUUCAUAUCUUUACUUUCAAGUCUUCUACACUAUUGCCUUAUACUAAGCCCAUGGUAGGAUAUUGAAACUCAUGGUUUUAUUAUUUAUGUCUGACAAAUUACAUGAGCGUGUGGCCAUCUCUUGCUAUUAGGUUAUGGAAAAUUAUUUAAUAGUAAUAGUUUUGUUAAAUGUUUCAUUUCAACCUAAUCACGUUGCACUUUUUGUUGGUGGUCUGGAUUGUGUGUGAAAGUCGGAGAAAUUUAUGUCAGUGUGAAUGAAAGUAUGGUUCCAGAAUACUUAAUAUCACAAUCAAUACAACAACCUCUGCAUAAUUAUGAUGAAAUGAAUUAUUUCAAGAGAUAAUUUCAUCAUCAUAACAGUCUAGCAAUUAUUCCAAUUCAUUUUUUUCUUUAAAUUUGCAAAGACAUGUUUCAGUUGUUUUUCUUUAUAUCUUUAAAACUUUUGUUAUAGUUUUAUAACAAGUUCUAAAGGGAAAAAAAAACAACAAAACAAUGAAGUGUGAAAAUUUUAUUAUUAUUAGUAUUUUUUUAAUUAAAGUUUUGUUUAUAAAGCAUCUCAAAAUAUAAGGAUAAGUUGCUUUUAGUUUUGGUUGAAUGUCUCUAAAAUAAAAAUGGAUACAGUACUGAAAUACAGUAUAUGAAAUAACUAUCCACUCAUUGGUUGUUAGUAUUCUCAGUAUGUAUGGAAAAUUGUUUGAUUCCAUUAAAAAUGUUUUGUUUCUUAAGUUGUAGAUAAUUUUUCACAGGGAAAGUGAUUUGCUGGGCUAAUCCCAUGUAGAAUAAUUACAAAUGUGUUUGAAAGAUUCAGCCAUGCAUUAAAUAAAGAAUUGUCA